Tauraco erythrolophus (red-crested turaco) is the source of this 825-nucleotide messenger RNA. Lineage: Eukaryota; Metazoa; Chordata; Aves; Musophagiformes; Musophagidae. The record is from RefSeq and is a predicted model, not a curated record.
GCCGACUGCCUCUGCUCCCCCCAGGACAAGGAGAAGAAGAAGAAGGAGAGUAUCCUGGAUCUCUCCAAGUACAUCGACAAAACGAUCCGAGUGAAAUUCCAGGGCGGGAGAGAAGCGAGUGGUGUCCUGAAAGGAUUUGACCCUCUUCUGAACCUUGUGCUUGAUGGUACCAUUGAAUACAUGCGAGAUCCAGAUGAUCAAUACAAAUUAACAGAAGACACACGUCAGCUGGGACUUGUGGUUUGCAGAGGGACUUCUGUGGUUCUCAUUUGUCCACAGGAUGGAAUGGAAGCUAUUCCAAACCCUUUCAUUCAGCAGCAAGAUGGCUAAUGCUUUCUUUUGAUUGUCCCUGAAGACUUCAAGGGUGCAAAUCAUCUGAGAAGAUUAUCAGUGUGUGAGAAGCUUCCUGUUUUGGGGGAGGAGAUUGAGUGUGUAUUUGUUAGUGUGAGAGAACAGUCAACUUUUGUUUUUGUGGCUUUUCAUAAAUGAUGAGAGGAUGGGGCAUGGUGUGUAAGAAGUAAGUUCUGAUUUUUUUUUUUAAUUUCCUUUUUCACACCAAAUAAAUGUGUAACUACAUCGUUUAGAGCUGACAAGAGAGAAUAUAUUGUCAUGGAGUUGUCUGAGACCCUCUUCAUCUUGAGAGUUUUGAAACAACCACGCAAAAUUAGUAAAGAAUGCCCUGAAUAUUGGUUAUAUUAUUUACGUUUUUAAAUACAUUUAAAAUGUAUUUGAUCUAAAGCCUAAAUACAUUAGAACACGUUUUCCUUCCUCUUAGAUGUCAGUACUCAGCUGGGAAGCAUUGUGUUGUAGUUUUCCUGCUGUUCA